Bufo bufo (common toad) is the source of this 918-nucleotide messenger RNA. RefSeq names its product XPA, DNA damage recognition and repair factor (gene XPA). The record is from RefSeq and is a predicted model, not a curated record. The transcript has 6 exons. The coding region runs from base 38 to 835 and encodes 265 amino acids. NCBI's taxonomy places the organism in Eukaryota, Metazoa, Chordata, Amphibia, Anura, Bufonidae. Gene Ontology annotation, biological process: UV-damage excision repair; base-excision repair; nucleotide-excision repair, DNA damage recognition. Gene Ontology annotation, cellular component: nucleotide-excision repair factor 1 complex. Gene Ontology annotation, molecular function: damaged DNA binding.
CUUAAAUUGACAUAAGCAUACCACCCCAGCAAUCGGGAUGGACUCUGAUCCAGUGACAGAACCUCAGCCUGAUGAAGAGAAGAAGUUGCCAGCUGCCGUUCGGGCAAGGAUAGAGCGAAACAGACAAAGGGCUUUGAUGUUAAGACAAGCCAGACUAGCCAGCAGACCGUACCCUACUGGUGAAGGAAUUUCUGCUAUGAAAGCUCCGCCAAAGAUUGUAGAUUCAGGAGGAGGAUUCUUUAUAGAGGAAGAAGAGAUUAAAGAGAAAACUGUGGAAAAUAUUGUAAAUCAGCCAGGUCCAGUGCUAGAAUGUGAUUAUCUAAUUUGUGAGGAGUGUGGCAAAGAUUUUAUGGAUUCCUAUUUAAGCAAUAACUUUGAUUUAGCUGUUUGUGAUGGAUGCAGAGACACUGAAGAAAAACAUAAACUCAUAACAAGGACUGAAGCCAAGAAAGAGUAUUUACUGAAAGACUGCGAUAUUGAUCAAAGGGAGCCUGUGCUAAAGUAUAUUUUAAAGAAAAACCCUCACAAUUCUCAUUGGGGAGACAUGAAGCUUUACUUGAAAUCGCAGAUAAUUAAACGUUCCUUAGAAGUAUGGGGUACCGAAGAAGCGCUAGAAGAAGCAAAAGAAGUUCGGCAAGAUAACAGAGAUAAAGUGAAGCAGAAAAAAUUUGACAAAAAAGUAAAAGAACUCCGCCGCGCUGUGAGGAGCAGUUUAUGGAAAAAAGAUACCAGUGGGCAUCACCACGAGUAUGGUCCAGAGGAACAUGUUGAAGAGGAUAUGUAUAAGAAGAAAUGCACAACAUGUGGUCAUGAAUUAAAUUAUGAAAAAAUGUAAAUUAAAUGCAAUAUAAUUAACUUUUUAUAUUUGAAAUAAAAUAUGGACUUGAAUUAAACAUUUUACUGUUCAUGUACUCACUG